AUGGUGAAAGCCACGGUACCGGAAUCAGCGAGUGCAAACGAGAUCAACCAAACGCAGAAGAAGCGCUCCACGUAUUUGGGAGGAGCGUUGUACCCACAGACCACGGAGACAAGGGACCUGAGGACGUUAGACGGCAUAUGGAACUUCAGAAAGUCACCUACCGACCCAGAAUAUGGAUUUCGAAAUGACUGGUACGCGCAAGAUCUAAUCAAG
Iphiclides podalirius (scarce swallowtail) is the source of this 213-nucleotide messenger RNA. Lineage: Eukaryota; Metazoa; Arthropoda; Insecta; Lepidoptera; Papilionidae. The record is from the annotation of a GenBank genome assembly.